Molecule: messenger RNA, 1539 nt
Organism: Cryptomeria japonica (Japanese cedar)
Lineage: Eukaryota; Viridiplantae; Streptophyta; Pinopsida; Cupressales; Cupressaceae
Exons: 1
Coding region: 1-1539 (512 amino acids)
Biological process (GO): telomere maintenance; DNA repair
Molecular function (GO): DNA helicase activity
Source: RefSeq, a predicted model, not a curated record
AUGUCUACGUUGACAGUUGACAAUGACAACAACCCAUGCUAUAAACCUGCAAGGAAUGAUGAUCGUUUGAAUAUUCAUAAUCCUUGGAUGCUUUCACUAUGGAGAGCUAAUAUUGAUUGUCAACCAGUCACUUCAAAAAAAGCUAUCCUCCAAUACAUUUCAAAGUAUGCUUCCAAAUCAGAAAACAAAUCGCAAUCCUAUAUUGAAAUGUUGAAAACGAUAGUGAAUACAACUAAAUCUAAAGAUAGCAUCUUAUUAAAAUAUCAGAAAUUUAUGAUGGGCAUAGUAGCAGACCGUGAUAUUAGUGCACAAGAAACUUGCCAUAUGUUACAGAAAUUGCCUCUUGUAAGUUGUAGUCGACAAUUUGUCUCUCUAAAUGUUGGCAAAAAAAUAGUGCACUGUGUCAUAAAAUCGAAUAAUGGAACUGACCUUUCCGCAACUUAUAUCCAUGCUUAUAUGCAGCGCCCUUUUGAAUUAAGUGCAACAAGUAUGUUACAGUCAGCACAAGGGUUCUCAUAUAAUUCUCAACGCAAAAAAACAAAAUGGCAAAUCAAGGAUAAAAAAGCAAUUGUGACUGUAUAUCCUCAGUUUAGAGAACCUCCAGAUGAAGAUACCGAUGAGUUCGAGUUUUUUUGUUGGUCUGAGCUGCUGCUGUACAAACCAUUUUGUGACAUCUCAAUUGAGAUAGGAACUUCAAAAGAACAAAUUAUAACAAAUUGGAAAAACUUUAAAAAGACUAAUUACAAUCGUCUUCACAGCCAACAAAUUAUAGAUGAUUGCAGCCCUCCAAAUGAAGAUGACAGUGAUAAUAAUGGUUCUCAAAAUCAAGAUGAUACAAAUCUAUACGAGUGGGAAUUACUGUCACAAAUGGGACCUACAAAUAACUUUACCCAGAAUGAUCUACAAAUGCUAGGCCGCCGUGAUUAUGAUAUUACCUACUUGUGGGGUGCAACUGUUGUGGAUGAUCAAUUAGAUUGUACUGCUCUUCAAUUCAUAGCUGCAACCAAGCUACAAUCCCAACAUGCUAGCAUGCAAAUCUCAACUCAGAACACACAGAAAAUUCAGCUAUCGCCUCAACAAAAAGUUGCACUCGACAUUGUUCUACAACAUCAUAAUAAACAAUCUACAACAACACCUCUACGAAUGAUUGUACAAGGCACCGUAGGCACUGGUAAAUCAUUUUUAAUAGACUGCAUUAGGAAACAAUUGAACAUAUCUGCAACUGUGAAGCAAAACCCAUUGCUUGUUUUGGCACCAAUAGGUGUUGUUGCAUUUAAUAUACAAGCGACAACAAUCCAUGCAGGGUUACACAUACCUAUAAGAGAAAUGCAUCCUUUGACAGGGCAGUCAUUAAUGACAUUGCAAGAACAAUUGAAACAUAUUAAAUAUAUCCUGAUAGAUGAAAUGAGCUUUUUAGGCCCAAAAUUACUACUAAAAAUAGAUAGUCGUUUACGCCAAGCAUUCCCUAAUAGUCAGUAUGAAAGCUUUGGCGGGGUGUCCAUAAUUCUUGUAGGUGAUCUUGCUCAGCUCCCCCUAUAA